Molecule: messenger RNA, 1707 nt
Organism: Branchiostoma floridae (Florida lancelet)
Lineage: Eukaryota; Metazoa; Chordata; Leptocardii; Amphioxiformes; Branchiostomatidae
Product: kelch-like protein 24
Exons: 1
Coding region: 1-1707 (568 amino acids)
Molecular function (GO): protein binding
Source: RefSeq, a predicted model, not a curated record
AUGGCAGCGGCACAGAGGUCACAGCCAUCGCUUGACUUCUGCCAAGAUACACACUCUAUCGCCCUCUUGCAGGGUUUGCAGGAACUGCGAUCAGAGAACCUGCUGGUAGAUGUUGUCCUGUCUGUCUCUGGGAAAGAGAUCCCGUGCCACAGAAAUGUACUUGCUGCUUGCAGUAGGUAUUUUCGUGCUAUGUUCUGCAAUGAGCAUCGUGAGAGCAAGGAGCAUAAGGUAACCAUUCACGAGGCCAGCGCCAGUGCCUUGCAGCUUCUUGUGGACUACGCCUACACGUCAAAGGUAACCAUCACAGAAGACAACGCUGUAGACUUGUUGGAAAGUGCCAGUUUCUUCCAGGUUCCCCCGGUCAGGGAUGCAUGUACAAAGUUUCUAUCAGACAAUCUAAGUAUCAGAAACUGUCUGAAGGUGGUUACCUUAGGCGGGAUGCUGAACCCCAAUCUCGAGACAGAUGCGUUGUCAUUUGCCAUGAAGGAGUUUGCAGAAGCCAGCAAAACGCCAGAGUUCCUUGACUUGACAAAGGAUCAGCUUGUCACACUCAUCUCAUCAGACAAUCUCAGUGCUCCAGAGGAGAUUGUGUACAUGUCAGUGAUGAAGUGGAUCAGCCAUGACACCAGGAAGAGGAAGAAGGAGAUGAGAGAGCUGAUGGAGCUGGUCCGAUUUCCCUUCAUGGACAAGAUAUACUUCAUAGAGAAAGUACAGACUGACCAAGUCUUGUGCAAGUGCUGCCCAGAUAUCGUGUCAGAAGCUCGCAAGUAUCAGGCCUUCCCAGGGGAGGUCCAGUCACCCCGCACCCGUCCCCGCAUAGCCAGUGGUCUGAGGGAGGCAGUAGUGGUGAUUGGAGGGAAGGAGAAAUUUGUAGGAUUCCCUUCUGGUUUCAGCAGUGCCAUCACCAUGACUUACUCCUCCACACCAUCAAGUGAAAGUUGGGUUCCUAUGACCACAAUGAGGAGAACUGAAGACCAUGGAUUUGCUGUGGCUGUUUUGGGCAUGAGUGACAUCAUCGUGUCCACUGGUGGGCUUCAAUGGAAGGAAGUUUGGUUGUAUCAGGCAAGACCUGACAUCUGGUCCAAACUUGCUCCGAUGCUCACAAACCGGGACCAUUGCAAACUGGCAGUGGUGCAAGGAAAAGUGUACGCAAUUGGUGGAAAAAUUAGCCAAUCACCUGUUUGUGUAACAGCAGAUGUAGAAGUCUAUGACCGAAGCUUGAACAAGUGGACGGGAGUGGUUCCACUUCCAGAGCCAAGGUUCUUGCAUGCAGUUGCGGUGUUCGAUGGUAGCAUAUAUGUGAUGGGUGGACGUGAUGAUAAGGACUGCAACACAUCUACAGUGCAUCACUUUAUCCCGGGAGACUCUCAGUGGUAUUCAGCAAGCGACAUGCCUGAGGUGGGUUCAGUUAUCACCGCUUCAACUGUCAAUGGUAGCAUCUAUGUUGCUGGAGUUCGCUCAAAAGUGCUGUGUUACAGGCCUCAGGAGGACUUGUGGACUGUUGUAGUAACCCACACUGACAUUGGAAACGCAUGUGGCAUGACUGUCUUUGGUGGGGAGAUUUACAUCUAUGGAGGCUGUGACAACUCAGGCUAUGGAACAGCAAAGGUUUUGCAGCUUAAUCAAGAAAACAAAUCACUUAAGCAGGUGGGAACCAUGCCCAAGGGUCUGGUAUACCACGUUUGUGUCACUAUACUGAAGGGGUGA